Messenger RNA from Olea europaea var. sylvestris, 3527 nucleotides. RefSeq names its product phytochrome A-associated F-box protein-like. The record is from RefSeq and is a predicted model, not a curated record. Gene Ontology annotation, molecular function: protein binding. The transcript has 3 exons. The coding region runs from base 2269 to 3285 and encodes 338 amino acids. NCBI's taxonomy places the organism in Eukaryota, Viridiplantae, Streptophyta, Magnoliopsida, Lamiales, Oleaceae.
UAUGGGAUAGCAUGUUAGGAUCUUGGUGGGAUAAGAUUCAAUUGCCCACAUCUCUUUUUGUUGUGGAAUUGCGAUGUUUUGUAGAUGGUAGCUUUGGAAUCCUUUCUGAUGUCGCUGUUCUAAUUAGUAUCACAUAUGUCCAUGGGUGCUAGAUGGGGAAGAAAGGACAUCAUGGAUUGCUGAGGCGGAGCUGGACUGUGAAAUAAUUGCCAUUUGAAUGAGGGAACACCAUCUGUUUGUGGUGGAUUUUUAACUGUCUUCAAUGCUGGCAGCACCACAGCAUAAUAUCCAAACUUUAUUUUGUUUAUCUUGCAUAUUGGUCUUUUAAAAUGCAAUUUUUAGUUAAGGUUCUGCUUCUUUCUUAAUUAUGUCGCUUGGUUGUAUAUGUGUUGGUUCUGCCUUCUCUGUUGUUUCUCUUUCCCCGUGGUGCUAAAUGCUCGUGAGUUUUUCUUAUCCAUUUGGUCACGGUAACUCUAUGUGGAAUUGGUGUUGGGGCUCUUGGAUCAUUGUAAGAGGCACAAGUGGAUAUUAAAUUGGAUUAUUUCUGGAGCAUCUUCAGAUCUUUGUCAAGAUCCAGAUCCCCUGCACCAUCUCGCCAGAAGCAUGUUGGCAAGAGUCCACAGAAAUAUUCUAGUCGUAACAGAAGCAUGAGCCAAAGUCGGAGUUGGAGCCGGAGUCCUUCUAGAUAAGAUUUAUCUCAUGUUGAUAUGACAAGUGGUGCUUUUUGGUUCCCGACGGGUUACCGAUCCAUCCUUUGAAAACCUAUGUUCUAGUUAAUGGAUCAAUUGACAUAAUUCUUGUUGAACUAUUAGAGUUGUCAUUAUUAUACCCAUGAUCGCCCUUUUCUGCAAAGGCUUCAAAACAAUUACCAAUUACCUAAGAUUUCCUGAGCUUUUCCUUGGAUCUUUUUGUUGGCCAUAUCUGUUUUUUCAUCGUGCUCUUUCACUUCCAUUUCAACUCAGGUUCGUAUUCUACUGCUGAAUCAGCUUAUAGUGUGUGCUUAUUUUCAGUGCCUUGCUGGAAAUCAUAUCGUGAAUUUUCUUUUCAUCUUCCCGUGUUGGCACAAUCAUAGUAUGUUUAAUAGAUUGAACAUUGAACUUAUCAGUUAAAUGAAUAGAUAAGUGGGGACACAUGGGAUUUGAAUGUAGAUGGGUUCUGUGUGUGUUUGAGCAUAAUUAUUAUUGUGGUUCUACGAAGUGUGGCGCAGAUCAUUUUGAACGUCUCAGAGUUCCACUUUGGGGUCCCAGUGUCGCCUCUGUCAAUGUCAUAAACAACUCACAUUCGAUGUAGACCACUAUUAGAAUGUGAUUCCGUGUCUUGUAUUGUAGAAAAACCAAUCACCUCUAAUAAUGGAGACCGGGCAAAUAUAAAGCAAUUUUGAAAGUGCCUUCAACUUGUUUGGAGCUGAAAAUAUGAGUACCUCUGCCUUGACUCAUCUUACUUGGACGGAUCUUGCCGAGGAGCGUAAGGUUUUCGAUCGUCGGCUCUCAACUCUUUGAAGAGAGAUUCCUGAUGUUAAAGGUGGGAUCACAUCGGCAAUGACAAACGAAUCAAGCCAUGAUAAAACUUACAGGUUUUACUCAAAUGGAUCCUUGUCAUUUUUAUGAUCAAAAAAGGUAUUUACAGUAAGAAUAAGAUGGAAAAUAGAACAAAGGAGCAGUUUUCAAAAGAUUUAAAACUCGUGAGCCUCUGCAACCAAUGAUGGAGAAGCGCACUUCUCUUGGUUCCAGCCCCCUAUCUUCAAUAUUUAUCUUGCGAGGUUCAACACCGAUUGCGUAUCUCAAUUAAUUAUAUUUUGACACGUGUCGUGUCUAUAGAAAAGCGUAUGUAUAUCUUUUAUCAGAGAACAAAAGUUCAAUUUUAUAACAAAGCCCUUGUUGUAUUUUUAGCAGUCGAGAUCACGUCUAUUGAUUAGGUACAUAACAAAACCGAACCAUAAUAUAUGCAUUCAUCAAUAAUGAAAAGGAUGUUUAAAUAGAUGGGCCGAGUCGGGCCGGCAAACCCGGUGGAUUCUCCUCAUACAAGUGAUGUGCAUCAAUCCAAUAAAUAGAUCCUCACUCCGACUCUAAAUCAACAAAUCUGGCCGCAAAAAUCUCUCCACUGAAUAGAAUUUUUAGUCCCUUUCUGAAUCUUACAUAGGAUUUUCAAUCCUAUUGACGUGCUCAUAUCCUUGUAAUGAAGAUGAAAACCCUUUGAAUUCUGUCAUUUUCUUGUCAAAUCUCGGUAAUUUGUUUUCUGGGUUUUUAAAUUUUGGAAUUUUCAUAGUUUAUGAUUUUUCAAAAAAUGUCCGAAAGUGUUUUUUCGAGGCUAUCCGAUGAUAUAAUUCUGAACAUACUUUACAAGCUUGAGGAUGAUCCCCGACACUGGGCUAGGAUAGCCUGUGUCUCCUCUAAAUUCGCAUCUCUUGUCCAGAUCAUGUGUUGCAAAACCAAAUGUUUGCAGACUAUUUCUGCCGUUGUUUCCGAUCUACUUUCCAAUGUCUCCACUUCGGCUGCCACCCCGCCUGGUGGCUGGGCGUCCCUUUACAAGCUCGCCGUCUGUUGCCCCGGCCUUCUCCACUCCGGCGUGCUCCUUGAGAACUCUGAUUUCGGGCUGGAGCGGGAGCUUGGUCCUGAUGAGAAUUAUCAAGAAAAUAAGGUACUUCCAUUCAAAAAAUCUGAAACAAUUGCUUCUUCAAGCGGGGGUAAUUCCGAGUUAACUGUUUCUGGGUCUGAUUGUGGAUGGUCCUUGUAUGAUGAUUUAUUUUUUGAUACCGUUUAUAAUGCUUCCGAAUCGUCGUCAUCUCAAAACCAUGCUGAAAUGUCAAAAGAGCAACCUGAAAUUAGGGAUCGGGAGAAAGUGGAGCAGGAUGUUGAUUUUACUUUACCUAAGAGGAGGAAGAUUUGUAGGUCACUUAGUUCUCAUUUGGCUUCUGGUGUAUGGAAUUUGAGCCGCGAGCAAGGGAAUAAGUUGCUUGCGAGCAGAUUUAAAGGAGACUGCUUGUACAUUUGCAAUUGGCCUGGUUGUGUUCACAUUGAGGAGAAGCGGAAUUAUAUGCUUUUUAGGGGGAUUUUCAAGAAUUUCAAGCAGUCAAGGGUUUGGAGGACGAUAAACGAUGGGAAUAGGAACAAGAUUGAACUGAAUUGUGCCUUCUGCACCUCCAAAGAAACCUGGGAUUUGCAUUCUUCCUUUUGUUUGAGAAGGUAUUUUGGGUACCAUGACGAUGGAGAGCCAGUGGUUCGUGCUUAUGUCUGCGAGAAUGGACAUGUGUCGGGGGCAUGGACGGAUUGGCCAUUGUACACAUGACAUUUUUGUCUCAAUUAUGGUGGUGAUUAUGUUUCUACUUUUUUACCAGCUGUUUUUAAGGAUUUAUUGACAGGAUAGAUCUUAUGAAUAUCUUUCUUUCUAAUUGAUUGCAUUUGUAGUACUCUAUUAUAUCUUUGAUUAAUUGAUGUACUUUAGAAAUUUCUGCUGUCUUCUCAAAUUGGUAAUGAGUACUAGCUUGUGCAAUUUGUGUUGUGGCGCCAUCGAUUUUGGUUUAUCUGUAA